AUGGGCCGGUAUAAAAGGGCUGAGAGGACGUCGGUGUUCAAACUCACCUCGCUUCCUCUCCUCCACACGACCAAACCCUCCGUCUCUGACGCCAUGAGCGGCUACUACGGCAACUACUUCGGCGGCUGCGGCUACGGCGGCCUGGGCUGGGGCUACGGCGGCCUGGGCUGCGGCUACGGCUGCGGCGGCUACCGGGGCCUGGGCUGGGGCUACGGUUACCCCUACGGCUACGGCUGCGGCUUCGGCCGUGGUUACGGAUUCGGCUGCUACCGCCCGUCCUGCUCCGGGAGCUACUGGUCCUCCGGCUUCUACUGA
This is a messenger RNA of Ornithorhynchus anatinus (platypus), 315 nucleotides long. RefSeq names its product keratin-associated protein 20-2-like. The coding region runs from base 1 to 315 and encodes 104 amino acids. The record is from RefSeq and is a predicted model, not a curated record. NCBI's taxonomy places the organism in Eukaryota, Metazoa, Chordata, Mammalia, Monotremata, Ornithorhynchidae. The transcript has a single exon.